Molecule: messenger RNA, 774 nt
Organism: Salarias fasciatus (jewelled blenny)
Lineage: Eukaryota; Metazoa; Chordata; Actinopteri; Blenniiformes; Blenniidae
Product: fibrinogen-like protein 1
Exons: 5
Coding region: 1-774 (257 amino acids)
Biological process (GO): negative regulation of T cell activation; regulation of immune response
Source: RefSeq, a predicted model, not a curated record
AUGGCGUCCUCCAAAUUUUCUGGGAGCUUCAGCAAAGCAUGGGCCUCACUGCCUCACAACCAGGUCCAGACCUGCAGGAAAGCCCGGGUUCAGGUGAACUCCCGAUCGGACUGCACUGAGAUUAAGAGGCUCCUGCCAGAGUCACGCAGCGGAGUUUAUAUGAUCCAUCCUGCUGCAAGCAGAAUCCCCUUCAAGGUGUACUGUGAGAUGGGCGCCGAUGGCGGCUGGACGGUGAUUCAGAAACGCACUGGAGCUGCAGUGUCUUUUGAGCAAAACUGGGCUUCAUAUGAACACGGCUUUGGUCACCUGACGUGGGACCACUGGCUUGGUUUGAAUAAGAUUCACUGGCUGACCCAGUCCAAGAGGAUGACCUUGAGGGUGGACCUGUGGGACCAUGAAAGGAAAACUGCGUAUGCCGAGUAUAAGGACUUCAAUCUGGGGAUUCCACAGUCGAAUUAUGAACUCCGUGUUGGGAGAUACUCAGGAACUGCAGGUGAUGCCAUCCGGGGUCGCAACCCUUCUGACGGCCAGAAUGGCUACGGCUUCAGCGCGUCCGACAGAGACAACGACAACUGCCCCGUUUGCAUCAUCAGAUUUGACAUUGCUUUUGGCAAAUGUUCCGAUGUCUACGGUGGCGGCUGGUGGUUCAGCGGAUGUGGCUCCGCUAAUCUCAAUGGUCCUUACCGUUCUGGUAUGAAGCAUCAACUCUACUGGGAUACCUGGAAGGGCCAUCAUUCUCUCACGGCCACCAGAAUGAUGAUAAAAUCUGAGUGA